This is a messenger RNA of Cucurbita moschata (crookneck pumpkin), 561 nucleotides long. Its product is annotated as LYR motif-containing protein At3g19508. The coding region runs from base 82 to 333 and encodes 83 amino acids. The record is from RefSeq and is a predicted model, not a curated record. The transcript has 2 exons. NCBI's taxonomy places the organism in Eukaryota, Viridiplantae, Streptophyta, Magnoliopsida, Cucurbitales, Cucurbitaceae.
CAGCACUCAAAAGCCCUAGAAACUGAAGCGAUCGAAAUCGAGAUCGAGAACCAGACGGCGGAGCAUUUCGAUCGGCGAGAAAUGGAGAAGGCCCUGCGAAUAUACGCCGAGGUUCUGAGGCUGGUGAGGCGGUUGCCGAAGGAUUCGAGGCCUUACUACGCUAAAUACGCUCGAGAGAAUUUCGUCAACUACAGAGAAGUCGAUGCGAACGAUGCGAAAUCCCUAGAAGAACUCUUCCACAGAGCUUACAACCACUCCGUUUGGGUUCUCAACAAGUAUUCGGUGAAUGGAUCUGCGGCGGAUAAGCUGAAGGAGAUUUGUAAUAGCUCCUAGUUAGUGUGCGAUUUCCGUCAUUUGUUUGAAAUAAUGCCUCAAAGGGAUCGGCGUUGGUUUUGCCCUUGCAACUCCGGCUACUACUGCCGCCGUGGAUUCUGACGAAUUCGUUGCCGGUACGCUUUUGGAGGAUUAUUGAAUUAAAAAAUUUUAUGUUCUUCACGUUGAAAAAUAAUGUUUGCAAAUUAUGUUUAUAGGAUAAUUGAGAAUAAGUUGUCUAUUUAAUCA